AUGGCAGGAGACCAAGGAAUCAGUUGGGAGGAACUCAAAAAGGAGAACGUCGAUCUCGAGACUGUUCCAGUCGACGAGGUAUUUGAAACACUGAAAUGUACCAGAGAGGGAUUGACGACUGAAGAAGGGAAUAAGAGGCUUGCGGAAUUUGGUCCGAAUAAAUUAGAAGAGAAAAAGGAAAGCAAAUUCCUCAAGUUCUUAGGGUUCAUGUGGAAUCCUUUGUCAUGGGUUAUGGAGGUUGCCGCAAUCAUGGCUAUUGUAUUGGCCAAUGGAGGGGGAAAGCCUCCAGAUUGGCAAGAUUUUGUUGGAAUUGUAACAUUGCUUCUCAUAAACUCCACCAUCAGUUUCAUAGAGGAGAACAAUGCAGGCAAUGCUGCAGCAGCUCUCAUGGCAGGUCUUGCUCCCAAAACAAAGGUCUUAAGGGAUGGAAAAUGGUCCGAACAGGAAGCAUCCAUCCUGGUUCCAGGAGACGUGAUUAGCGUCAAACUGGGAGACAUUAUCCCAGCUGACGCCCGUCUCCUAGAGGGAGAUCCUCUCAAGAUCGACCAAUCUGCAUUGACCGGCGAGUCAUUACCCGUGACCAAGCAUCCAGGUGCUAGCGUAUAUUCCGGCUCAACGUGCAAACAGGGUGAGAUCGAAGCUGUCGUUAUAGCUACUGGGGUCCACACCUUCUUCGGAAAGGCUGCUCACCUAGUCGAUAGCACAAAUCAAGUCGGUCAUUUCCAAAAGGUAUUGACAGCCAUUGGUAACUUCUGCAUAUGCUCCAUCGCCAUUGGGCUCAUAAUCGAGAUAGUGGUGAUGUACCCAAUUCAGAAACGAAGUUACAGAAACGGAAUCGACAAUUUACUGGUUCUUCUCAUUGGCGGGAUCCCAAUUGCGAUGCCAACGGUUUUGUCAGUGACCAUGGCAAUCGGGUCCCACAAGCUUUCAGAGCAAGGUGCCAUCACCAAAAGAAUGACAGCCAUUGAAGAAAUGGCUGGGAUGGAUGUUUUGUGUAGUGACAAAACUGGUACUCUCACCCUCAACAAGCUCACAGUUGACAAAACCCUCAUUGAGGUUUUUGUGAAGGAUAUGGAUAAAGACACAGUGAUUUUGUAUGGAGCAAGGGCUUCAAGGGUGGAGAAUCAAGAUGCCAUAGAUGCUUGUAUUGUAGGAAUGCUUGGAGAUCCUAAGGAGGCACGAGCAGGGAUCACUGAGGUGCAUUUUCUGCCCUUCAAUCCCGUGGACAAACGAACAGCAAUAACGUAUAUAGAUCAAAGCGGAAAUUGGUACAGGCUGAGCAAAGGUGCACCCGAGCAGAUUGUGGAGCUAUGCAACCUAAAGAACGAAGAAAAGAAUCGAGUGUUCUCAAUAAUUGACAAAUUCGCGGAGCGUGGUCUUCGUUCUCUUGCUGUUUGCCAACAGAGUGUACCCGAGAAAACAAAGGAGAGCCCCGGAGGACCUUGGGUGUUUGUUGGUUUGUUGCCGCUAUUUGACCCUCCAAGGCACGACAGUGCUGAAACCAUUCGACGUGCCCUCCAUCUUGGUGUCAACGUCAAGAUGAUCACAGGUGAUCAGCUUGCCAUUGGCAAGGAAACUGGUCGAAGGCUAGGAAUGGGAACGAAUAUGUAUCCCUCUUCCUCGCUCCUUGGCCAAAACAAGGAUACAGCUAUCGCUAAUGUCCCGAUUGAGGAGCUAAUCGAGAAGGCUGAUGGUUUCGCUGGGGUCUUUCCGGAACAUAAGUACGAAAUUGUGAAGAAACUGCAGGAGAGAAAGCAUAUUUGUGGAAUGACGGGAGACGGUGUGAACGAUGCACCGGCGCUAAAGAAGGCCGACAUCGGUAUUGCAGUUGCCGACGCCACGGAUGCCGCUCGAAGUGCAUCGGACAUCGUGUUGACAGAACCGGGACUUAGUGUGAUCGUUAGUGCAGUUUUGACUAGCAGAGCCAUCUUUCAGAGGAUGAAGAACUACACCAUCUAUGCCGUCUCCAUCACCAUCCGUAUUGUGCUUGGUUUCAUGCUGAUCGCUCUUAUCUGGCGGUUCGAUUUCUCUCCUUUCAUGGUUCUGAUCAUCGCCAUCCUCAACGAUGGAACCAUCAUGACCAUAUCUAAGGACAAGGUCAAGCCGAGCCCGUUGCCCGACUCAUGGAAGUUAAAGGAAAUCUUCGCCACCGGGAUUGUCCUCGGCACUUACCUAGCCGUUAUGACCGUUAUUUUCUUCUGGGCGGCAAAGGAAUCCAACUUCUUUACCGAAAAAUUCGGUGUAAAACCGAUCAAAAACAACGAACACGAGCUUAUGUCUGCUCUUUACCUCCAAGUUAGUAUCAUCAGUCAGGCGCUCAUUUUCGUCACCAGGUCAAGGAGCUGGUCGUUCGUCGAACGACCUGGUUUUCUACUCUGCUUCGCCUUUCUGGUAGCACAGCUGAUCGCUACAUUAAUCGCUGUCUACGCUGACUGGGAGUUUGCAAGAGUGAAGGGAAUCGGCUGGGGUUGGGCGGGUGUGAUUUGGUUGUAUAGCAUCGUCUUCUACUUCCCGUUAGAUAUAUUCAAAUUUAUCAUCCGAUAUGCAUUGAGCGGGAAGGCCUGGGACAAUAUGCUCCAAAACAAGACCGCUUUCACUACCAAAAAGGACUACGGGCGUGGCGAGAGGGAAGCACAAUGGGCCACCGCCCAACGCACUCUGCACGGCCUCCAGGCACCUGAUGCAAACGAGAUCUUGAAAGAUAAGAAUAACUACAGGGAAUUAUCCGAGCUUGCAGAACAGGCAAAAAGGCGAGCAGAGGUCGCUAGGUAA
Molecule: messenger RNA, 2772 nt
Organism: Cynara cardunculus var. scolymus (artichoke)
Lineage: Eukaryota; Viridiplantae; Streptophyta; Magnoliopsida; Asterales; Asteraceae
Product: ATPase 9, plasma membrane-type
Exons: 13
Coding region: 1-2772 (923 amino acids)
Biological process (GO): proton export across plasma membrane; regulation of intracellular pH
Cellular component (GO): plasma membrane
Molecular function (GO): ATP hydrolysis activity; ATP binding; P-type proton-exporting transporter activity
Source: RefSeq, a predicted model, not a curated record